GUGCAACAUGACGCGUAUCAUUUGUGACAGUCAAGCUGACUAAUGUUUGAAAAGAGAAUCAAUAGAGAGACGGUUAUGAUAAUAUUAGAGUUAAUGAUAAUACAAUAAUACACAAACACUUAACGGCUAACGUGCUCUGGACACCGAAUCCACUUCACUCUAUUUAUGUAAUUGAAAAUACUUUCAGAAAUAAUUGUGUCACAACUUUGUGAUGUGCUAGUUCUGAAUUAUUAAUAAUUUGAUUUUAAAAAGCGUAUCAACUGAUUUACUCCAUACACGUUCUUUACAAGCAUUUUUUUCUCUAUUUCUAUGGUCGAAACCGCCGCUGAUCCUCCGCGCAUGCGUACAUUCUAAAAUACGAUUUGCACAACGGUCCACCAUCAAAGAUGGCGGGAGCCUCCGACCCACUGGAGGACAUGCUCUUCAAUGAAGUGGACGAGAAGGCAGUCAGCGACUUAGUUGGCUCUUUGGAAUCACAACUGGGGCAACCAAACGCAACCGCCGCGUCUUAUUCCGCCGGCAAAAGAGACGGAGCUCCGGCCGCCGCGAGUCACUUCUCAGGGAAAGUGCGCGACCAAGAGCCGCAACAAGGACAUCUACAGGCAGCCUUAAAGCUGCAAUCUUCCGCCGGAGAGCUUCUUCCUUCUUCUACCUCCUCUGGCGGGAGCGUGGCCGUAGUCAGUGGGGGGAGCAGUGUGCCAACAUUCGGGCCGGCUCAUUCGAGCUCCACCGUCCUCGCACCGGGAGUCCAAACUUUGAGCACCCAGCCUGCUGCCGCUAGCUUCCAGCGGGCUGCCGAACCCAGCAGGACUGCUUCUCCGGGCUUGCAAAGUUUAAACGGCAACACAGCAGCUGUCAAGUUGCAGAACUCUACUGGUGUAGCCCCCCAGGCAGCAGCGGGCGGCUCUCUUGUCAUGGCUGCCAACUUCCACCCCGGAUCCCAGUCCACGUCCCCCGCCACCCCCCUGCAGAGACUCCCCGGCCCGACUGUCAACAUCGCUCAGAAUGGACUGGAUCCUAAAGGCGGGCAGCUGGUGUCUCCUGGUGGCCCCUCGCCAUCUCCAGUGUUGAACCAUAGCAAGAUUCUGGUACCAGGUCAGCCUGCGGCUGGGAACUCUGUAAUCCUGGCCAGCACUCCGCCGCCCACCCUGACCCAGUCGCCCGUCACAGCCCAGUCGCCCAUCACCCAGCCCCAGAGCGUUGCUGGUGCGUCCACUGCUGCGGCCAAGCUGGCCGUUAACGGGCUGGGCCAGGCCGGAUUGACAGUGGUGAGACCUGCAGGUGCCCCCGCGAUUGCCGGGGCCGUCCAGCCGCAAAGACCCGGACUGGUGGCUGGGACAACCCGACUGGCCACCCCACAGCCCCCGUUGGCUGUACGGCCUCAGCAGCAGGCCACCAUCCAGCUGCCUCCUGGGUUCACCAUGCCUGCAGGUAUGGUUCUGGUCCGCAUUGAGACGGGUCAACUGGUCAUGGUUCCGCAGCAAGUUCUGGCCCAGGCGCAGGCCAAGACGCAGCAGAGUCCCACGGUGACCAACAUUGCUCAGAGGCCUGCUACUCCAACCGCAACUGCCGCCAUACGGGUCAGCACUGCCCCUCCGACGCCAGGUACACCGCAAAACAUCCGUCUGGCCACACCCACUCAGACCAGACUUGUUCCGUCUCCUUCGUCCUCAUCCACCUCGACCUCCACCUCCCCUGCUACACAGGCCAUCACAGUCGGUCCUGGUGCUCCCGCCGUGUCUGUGAUGAUGACCACACCUCCGAAGGCCCCAACAGUGAUAGCAGCAGAGACGGCGCCUGUUGUCAAGUCAUCCACACCUCCUGUGACCGUCGCCACGCCUGCUCAGAGUGCCACACCCACCACCAGGGUGACUGUGGUGUCCCAGGAAAUGCAAGAAAAUGUGAAGAAAUGCAAGAACUUCCUGGCUAUGCUCAUCAAGUUGGCAUCCAACAACUCACCCUCCCCCGACACGUCCAAGAAUGUCAAAGCUUUGGUCCAGGAUCUCCUUGAUGCAAAGAUCGAGCCUGAGGAGUUCACCAGUCGUUUGCAGGCGGAGCUCAAGUCCUCACCACAGCCCUACCUCAUCCCCUUCCUCAAGAAAACACUUCCCGCUUUACGUCAGUCAUUACUCAGCAGUCAGCAGUCUCUGACCACGCCCGCAGCCUGUGUCCCGCCCCCUGUUGCCCCUGUCGCCGGGACUACUGCCACCAUCCGGCCACGGUUACCCAUCAGCCCCACUGCUGGCACCAUCCGAAUGAAUACCCCGCUCACUAGCACAACUCUGGCUGCGGGCCGAGCGGGCGUCCAGACGCUCCAGGCUCGUCCGUCGAUGGUGGUAGGUCAGACCAUCAGACCUCAAGGCACAAUCAUCCGAGGGCCUGCCGGCAUCGUUGGCAAGAAUGUUGUAAACUUGGCAGCGCAAGCCAAUCAGAAGAAAGUGGGCGACCCGGGGGGUGGGACUUUCAGGGAUGAUGACGACAUUAAUGACGUAGCAUCGAUGGCCGGCGUCAACCUCAGCGAGGAGAACGCUCGUAUCCUUGCCACCAGCUCAGAACUCGUCGGCACCAAAAUCCGCUCCUGUAAGGACGAGUCCUUUCUGCCUGCCGGCCUCCUGCACCGCCGCAUCUUGGACACAGCCAGGAAGCUGGGUGUGAGUGAGGUGCCGCUGGAAGUGGUCAACUUGGUGUCGCAUGCCACACAGUCCCGACUGCGCUCGGUUCUGGAGAAGGUCUCCAUGGUAGCUCAGCACCGAGCAGACGGGAUCAAGGACGAAGAUCAUCACGAACAAACAUCAGAUGUUCGUUCUCAGCUUCGUUUCUUUGAGCAAUUGGAGCGUCUCGAGAAGCAGAGAAAGGACGAGCAAGAGCGGGAAAUUCUGCUGAAGGCUGCCAAGAGUCGUGCCAGACAAGAAGAUCCUGAGCAGGCUCGCCUGAAGCAGAAGGCCAAAGAGAUGCAGCAACAAGAAUUGGCUCAGAUGCGACAACGAGAUGCCAACCUUACGGCGUUGGCCGCUAUCGGACCUCGGAAGAAGCGCAAGCUGGACUCGCCCGGCCGCACCGCGGCCAGCACAGAGGUGGCCUCAGGUGGAAGCCCUGCCUCAUCCCGCCAGCAGCUGCGUCAGCGCAUCACCAGAGUCAACCUCAGGGACUUGAUCGUGUGUCUCGAGCAGGACGGAAGCACGGCGCGCUCGCUGAUGCUUUACAAGGCACUGCUCAAGUGAGGUGUACUUCUUGGCCCCUCCCCACAUGGGGCCCAUGCUCCAUAAAGAACCUUCCCGCUCCACAUGUCACGCCACCAAAAGUGACAGCGGCAACGUGUGUUCACUUUGGGACAUGGUAACGUGAGGUCACCAUGUGACCACGUCUGAUGAGGAUUGCGACACAUCUCAUCAGCUCAACAUCAAGCUAACAUCAGCUUUAUUUUUUUGAAGCUGCACAAAUACAGCAAACAGCUCUGAUUGUUGUCGUCUUGGACCCUGUGGCAGCCAUCUUGGGAACACUUCUACUAAACAUAGUUUCAUAACACUAACAUGCAGUGGAUUUGCUCCGACAUUGUUUGCUGAUGAACUCAUUGAUCAUGAAUUAAUUCAUAUUUCGCAUCCAUAUGCUAAGCUAAGAUGCUAUAGUGGAGACACUUGUAUUGGGACCCUAUUCAGCAAGGAUUCUGAUUCGAGUUGAAGUGAUUCUUAAAGUGGACGUCAAUGCCCCAUUCCGGAAGCUACCUGCCUGCUCUCCCCUCAAUGAUGCAACAUGUCACAGUGCAAAGACUUUGUGACUUUUUCUCGUAGUGCAAAAUGCAGUUUUUCUUCACUUUUUAAUACUUUUUGGAGGUUUUUAAUGCUUUAAAUGUUUGUUUUUGACGAGCGCACCGGUCGGUCCACGUGAACUUUUACGAUUAUUUAUAUUUCCUACAUUCUGUACUCAAUCAUGGAAUUUUACACGUUUGUACCUUUACUAAAAUGAAAUAAAGAUAUGUCAAACGAGCGCUGAUGGUAAGU
This is a messenger RNA of Doryrhamphus excisus (bluestripe pipefish), 3998 nucleotides long. Its product is annotated as transcription initiation factor TFIID subunit 4-like. Gene Ontology annotation, cellular component: transcription factor TFIID complex. Gene Ontology annotation, molecular function: RNA polymerase II general transcription initiation factor activity; protein heterodimerization activity; DNA binding. Gene Ontology annotation, biological process: DNA-templated transcription; transcription initiation at RNA polymerase II promoter. The record is from RefSeq and is a predicted model, not a curated record. NCBI's taxonomy places the organism in Eukaryota, Metazoa, Chordata, Actinopteri, Syngnathiformes, Syngnathidae.